CCCCAUUAAGAGCCAGCGAGAGAGAGAGAGAGAGCGCGAGAGCUUUGGAGUUCAACAAUGGCCGCUUCAAUGGCGCCGCCGACCACCACCUCCUGCCGCUACCGGCACCCGAGCCGCCUCGCCGGAACCGACCUCCGCCGCCGCAGCAGCAGCAGGGCGUCCUUCCCCCGCAUCGCUCUCUCUCACGGCCAGGACGACGAACCAGCGACGCCGCCGCCCCCGCCCCUCCCUCGCAGGGAAAUCAUACUGAGGAGCAGCGAAUUGGCGGUGGUCGGAGCCGUGUUCCAGUUCAGUGGGAAGAAGCCGGAGUAUCUGGGAGUGCAGAAGAGCAUGCCGGGUCUGGCUCUGUGUCCGGCCACCAAGAACUGCCUUUCCACUUCCGAGAACAUCGCCGAUCUCAACCACUACGCCCCGCCUUGGAACUACAACCCCGAAGGAGGUCGCGGCCGGAAAAACCCUGUGAGUAGAGAAGUGGCCAAAGAGGAACUUAUAGAAGUGAUAAAAUCAUUAAAGCCGGAUAAGUUUACGCCGCGGAUAGUCGAAAACAAGGACGACUACCUUCGAGUGGAAUAUGAAAGCCCAAUACUCGGGUUUGUAGAUGACGUCGAGUUUUGGUUCCCACCGGGAAAGAACUCAAUUGUAGAGUACCGAUCGGCAUCAAGACGGGGAAACUUUGACUUUGAUAUCAAUAGAAAGAGAAUUAAGGCUUUACGUUUAGAGCUGGAGAAGAAGGGAUGGGCAUCGCAAGACAGCUUCUGAAGAGGACAUUCGUUUCUUGCAUUGGCUUUCGACUAACAUACCCAGGAAAAGUCGGCCGCCAUUCUCGGUCACAACUUCGAGCGGGAAUUGGAAGCUAAUUCGAAUGACUAUCUCUUAUUCUUCGAGGGGUUUCCAAGAUUACCAACCCUGUAGCCUAAUCUCUUGCUUCGGCUUCAAAACCACAUUGUAUCUGCGAAUCCUUUCAGCUUUUGAAUAUCAGCAUGUAUAAGUAAAUAAUGAUAUAUUUCCUACUAA
Messenger RNA from Syzygium oleosum, 1014 nucleotides. RefSeq lists its product as uncharacterized. The transcript is spliced from 7 exons. Lineage: Eukaryota; Viridiplantae; Streptophyta; Magnoliopsida; Myrtales; Myrtaceae. The record is from RefSeq and is a predicted model, not a curated record. Bases 58 to 759 code for a protein of 233 amino acids.